AUGGCUCCAUCUCCAACUGGAAGAACAAGAACAAGGCCAACCAGAAAGACAAGAAGAAGAAAGCAUUUCAAGAAGCGGCAGCUUGUUCAGCACUCCAAGAUCAAUCAAGAAGAAGCAUCGAGAAGUUUGCCUUCAAACUCUUCCACCCCAAGCUGCAAUGAUUUUUCAAAGAUCGGCGACAUAGAUUUUGAUCAGGGCGUUCAUCAUGAAGUCCCCUCAAGCGGCUGCUCCACUCCAAAAGCUCAGAGAUUCAGAAUACCAGAGAUGUCAACAUGCCCACCAGCACCCAAGAAGAAAAGAGUAGCUUCGAAUUGCUCCUUGCAAAGAUCCCCGAUUCCAUUCUUUGCUCCUCCAGACUUAGAGCUCUUCUUUUUCUUUGCACUCCAAGAUAUUUCGGUUUGA
Molecule: messenger RNA, 402 nt
Organism: Carya illinoinensis
Lineage: Eukaryota; Viridiplantae; Streptophyta; Magnoliopsida; Fagales; Juglandaceae
Product: cyclin-dependent protein kinase inhibitor SMR9-like
Exons: 1
Coding region: 1-402 (133 amino acids)
Biological process (GO): regulation of DNA endoreduplication
Source: RefSeq, a predicted model, not a curated record